Molecule: messenger RNA, 3501 nt
Organism: Neltuma alba
Lineage: Eukaryota; Viridiplantae; Streptophyta; Magnoliopsida; Fabales; Fabaceae
Exons: 5
Coding region: 2236-3501 (421 amino acids)
Source: RefSeq, a predicted model, not a curated record
CUCCCCACUGCAAACCCCUCUUUUCUACACAGACACACACACGUUUUCUUGGUUACAUUGGUUGGCUAAAGAAAUCUGAUUGCUAAUCAUGGAAUGUUAACCAUAUAUUGAAAAUAAAAUAUGAGGAACUGAAAAAUGAAUCAAUACCAAGUGGCUGGAAAGAAAAAGCAGUAGUGAGAAACAUUAAAGCAUUGUAGGAAAUAGCAAGAAAAUUCACGGGCAAUUGCUUGAUUUGACCAGUGAAAGAAAAAAAAAAAAAUGAAAGCAGGACUCGUAAAACGAAAGAUUAUAAUCUUUUACCAGUACAUUUAGUAGAUCAUAAAGAUGAAAGAAGAAGGGGAAGGAGAGAAGAGCGACUGAGUGAGAGCGAGCACGCGCACAGAGGGAGGGAGGGAGGUAAAGAAGGUGCAGCUAAGGACCCUCCAUUUGUCACAAAGUAAUGAAAACCUAUUUGCUGUCCGAUGUGCAGCUCAAUGCAUUAAAAUAAUAGGUUUAAUAAAAAAAGGAAGUGUCUUGGACAAAAGCUUAUUUUGUUCUCCUUUUUAAUUUUUAAUUACGGCAUCUCCUAUGCAUUUGUAUCAAGUUAGAUAUGAACCAUUCUAUUCCCUUUAUUUGUUUAUAUUUUAUCUUCCAUGUUGAAUAGAAAUAUUUUAUUGGUGUACUGUGCUGGUUUGUUUUACUGAUAUUAUUUUAAUGGCUUUGUUUUAGUGUUUUAUUACUUUGUAGUUUUUGUUGGAUUAUUGUGCGGACAUUGUUGAUCAUGGAUGACAAUAAUGCUGAAGGAAAUGAGAAUGCCAACCCCACUCCUAUUUCUACCAAUAAUCCCACUCCUGACUUACCCUCAUCAUUCCAUGGGACUGCUAAAACUGAUCCUGCAUGGGCAUAUGUUACAUUUAAAAAAGAGGGAAAAGUAAAUGUUUUUACCUGCUUUUUUUGUGCAUCAAUUUAUAGGGGAGAUGGAAUAAAUAGGAUGAAGUAACAUCUAGCUAGUGUCACUGGUCAAGUGUGUUCUUGUAAAAAAGUCCCUUAUGAUAUACGUGUCAGAAUGAAAGAAUCUUUGAAAGAAGGUGCAAAGAAAAAAUCUGUUAAUGAUGUAGAAGACAACGUUGAAAUUAGGAAAAUUGAAGAGCCAAUUGUUUCACCUCGACUUAGGAUAGGCAUUGAGAAUAGUGGCAACAAGAGAAAAGCUCUUAACACUAGGAGGAUUGAUAAUUGUUUUGUUCCUAGGACAAUUCCUGGUUCUCAACCAAGCCUCAACAGUGUAUUGUAAACUAAAGAAGCACAUUAUAAUGUCAAGAUGGUUAUUGCUCAAUGGGCUAUUAUUAAUUGCAUUCCAUUUAGUGCAUUAGAUUUUCAAAAAGUUGUUGAUGCUAUUGCUUCAAUUGGGCCUGGGUUUAAGGUCCCUAAAUCUCAUGAUUUUAGAAAUACAUUGCGGGGAGAUUGGAAAAAAGAAUGACAGUUAAUGAUUGAGAGUCAUCGUGGAAAAUGGAAAGAAAAUGGCUAUACACUUAUGGUUGAUGGUUGGACCGAUGGUAGACUGUAAACUUUAAUUAAUUUUUUAGUCUAUUCAAUACAUGAUAUGAUAUUUAUGAAAUCAGUUGAUGCUUCAGAUUUAGUUAAAGAUGCCAAAAGUUUAUUCUAUUUGUUCUGUGAAGUUAUUGCUUGGGUUGGUCCUGAAAAUGUGAUCCAUGUAGUGACUGACAAUGCUGCUAACUAUGUGGCAUGUGGUAGAUUGAUUAAAGAGAAAUAUAGAACUAUUUAUUGGUCACCUUAUGCAACUUAUUGUUUAAAUCUUGUUUUCAGUGAUAUUGUUUCCAUGCCUCAUGUGUCAAACCUUACAACAGAGGCAUCUAAAAUCACUAUAUUUGUAUAUAAUCAUAUGAACUUUUUGUCAUGGCUAAGGAAAAGACCCGGUUAGAAGGAAAUUGUACGUCUUGGUGUGACAAAAUUGCAUUGAACUUCCCAUCUACGACGGAAGGUGCCCUACGGCGUGAGACGGCAUGCCAAGGGCCGACGCGAGGAUCAGCGCCUUCACUAUUUUCAUUUGCAGAACGGUUCCUUGAGAAUGGUUGGAGAUUGCCUUUGUGUCACUGUGUCACUUCUCAUUCUUUUUCUUUCUUUCUUUCUUUCUUUCUUUUUAAUUUUGCUUGCUUGCUUUUGCCGCCUUAGGAGGGCUUAGAUGAUUUUUGAGUGUUUGAUGUAUCUCACGGUUGUGAUUAAACUAGGGGCACCUGCAUGUUACCAAUUCCCACUCCCUUUCACGGGCACGGUCAAAGUCGAAGCGUUAAAAUGGAACAUGGAUUGGGCUUACCACUUGCUUCAGAUGAUGAUGGAGACAAAGAAUAUUUAAUGGAGUUGAGUAUAACAGAGUUGGUUUCAAAUUUGAGAACUGCAUUCCGUAUGAUUGACUAUGACCGCGUGGAGGAGGUCUUGGUUGAGAAGGAAAACAAAUUAAAGGCUGAGAUUAAGGUACUAACUGAUAGAAUAGAAUUAGAGAGGUUAGAGAGGAUGAGUGUUCAAGAUGAAUUGAGGAAAUGUAAGGAGCAAUGUGAGAUAAGGCAGCAUGCUGAAGAGAGAUAUGAGAAACUGUUGGAAGAGGUGAAGAAGAACAACGGCUUAAAUGAUGGAAAUAUGAUUGCUGAGUUGAGGAUUAGGAAUGCUGAAUUGGAGAAUGAAAAACGUAAGGCUGAUGAGUCAUGGAAGAAAAAAAUUGAGGAGCUGAGUGAACGACUUUUGAUUGUGGAGAAAGGUGCAAACUUGUUUAUGAAUGGAGAAACUCACUUGGGAAAUGGAGGAGAAGGUGAGGAGCUGUCUGAGCUUCAACGAAUCAUUGAUCCAAGGGUUUCUAAUAAAGUCAUUAGCAAAAAAGAUAUGAGUGAUGUAGAUGUAUGUGAUAAUGAGCAUAAAAAUAUCACAGCAGGGGCACCUCCUUCGCAGAGAAAGGACCUCAAGUCUGUAAACAUCCAUCCAUCUGCUGUUGAAGUCACUAGGCAAUCCCCGGACUCUCCUAACAAGGCGGUGCUUGGUACAUCAGGGGUUUCCGCUGAAGAAGACACGGACAGACAUGAUAAUAAUGAAGUUGAUAGAGAUGACCAUGAGUGCAGAAAUAUCACUACAGAUGGCUGUGGAAAUGUCCAUCUCGUUGUUGAUGAUGAUGCUAGGCAAUUCCCAGACACUCCGAACACAGCUGACCUAGGUGCAUCAGGUACUUCUCCAUCUAAGAGAGGCGAUUUUGGAAAUACCUGUCUCACUGAUGAUGAUGAUGAUGAUGAUUCAAGGCAAUCCCCAAACACUCCAAACAUAGCCAUGCCAGGUGCAUCAGGGGUUUUUGCUGAAGACAUGGACGGACAGGAUAAUAAUGAAGUUGAUAUGGAUGACCAUGAGUGCAGAAAUAUCGCUGCAGACGACAGUGGAAAUGCCCAUCUCGCUGUUGCUGAUGAUGCUAGGCGAUCCCCAUACACUCCAAACACAGCUGAGCUAGUGCAUCAGGUAUGGAUAUAA